Messenger RNA from Phyllopteryx taeniolatus (common seadragon), 1116 nucleotides. It is a transcript of the gene rmdn1, whose product is annotated as regulator of microtubule dynamics 1. Gene Ontology annotation, molecular function: microtubule binding. The transcript has 10 exons. Gene Ontology annotation, cellular component: spindle microtubule; mitotic spindle pole; cytoplasm. The coding region runs from base 65 to 988 and encodes 307 amino acids. NCBI's taxonomy places the organism in Eukaryota, Metazoa, Chordata, Actinopteri, Syngnathiformes, Syngnathidae. The record is from RefSeq and is a predicted model, not a curated record.
CCUGUGUUGGUAAAUAUCUGACAGGUGAGUACCUUUCUCACUCCCGGUUUGGACGUUCGACGUGAUGGGUGGCCUCUUUUGGACGCGCUAUAUCAACAGGACCUCCACGUUUGCAACUUUGACUAAAGGCAUCCGAAUCAGAACUGCUAAUCGGGUUUAUUGGUCAACCUCAACAAGAGUCGCCAGUGUUCUCACAAGUGGAAGGGCCGCAUUCUUGCUGGGACUCCCGACACUCUCGUGUCUGACGUAUGGAGCUUAUCGCAUGCUGCAGAACACGCCGGUGGUCCUCGCUUUAGAAAAAGAGGAGGUUCUUGAGCAGGCCGACUACCUUUACAGCUGUGCAGAGACACAGAAACUCUACCAGCUCCUAGUGCAGUACAAAGACAGUGAUAAUGCAGAGUUCUUGUGGCGGCUGGCCAGAGUGUCCCGUGAUGUGUCCGUACUGCCCGACACCGAGGAGGGACGGAAGAAGCAGCUCGUGUAUGAGGCCUUCGAAUAUGCAAAGAAGUCCUUGGAGAAAGAUGAAAAGUGUUUCGCGGCACACAAAUGGUACGCAAUAUGUCUCAGUGAUGUGGGGGAGUACGAGGGAGUCAAGGUGAAAAUUGGAAAUUCUUUUGUAAUCCGGAAACAUCUGGAGAGAGCCAUUGAGCUCAAUCCUAAAGAUGGAACAUCUUUACACAUUUUGGGUUACUGGUGCUUUACUUUUUCUGAGCUGCCGUGGUAUCAACGCAAGGUGGCGGCGGUUAUCUUUGCGUCACCUCCCACGUCCACAUAUGAGGAGGCUUUGCAAUUCUUCCUGCGAGCUGAACGAGUUGAUCCAAACUUCUACAGUAAAAACCUCCUCAUGCUGGGGAAGACCUACAUGGCCAUGAAGGACGAGCUGAAAGCACUGCUGUGGCUAAACAAAGCUAAAGAUUACCCCCCGCGCACACUCGAAGAUAAAGAGGUCCAUAAAGAAGCCGUUGACCUGUUAAAGAAGUUCAGCUGAACCUGGCACCUUUUGUGAAAUUUCUUUGUUAACACAGUGUUAUGAUUGGCCUUGGACAGAGAAAUCACUCAUCUCCUUGGGGCACCAUCCUCGCAACUUGAAAAUAAAAGCACGAUCAUGGCACGGAA